Messenger RNA from Sungouiella intermedia, 2166 nucleotides. NCBI's taxonomy places the organism in Eukaryota, Fungi, Ascomycota, Pichiomycetes, Serinales, Metschnikowiaceae. The record is from the annotation of a GenBank genome assembly.
AUGGCCCAAGAACCGUUUGAAACGUCUAUUUCAGAGUACUCCUUCCAAUUAGCAGAGCUUUUGGACCUUCUAUUGGAUCAGAAAGUAGAUGAGGUGGCUAGGAUAGAAUACGAAGCCAGCUUAACAGAUCUUACUUCCAACGUCCCAGUUCUGCUGGCAGCCAAGGACUCCCGCAAGUACCCUGAGGACCACCUUUCCCAAAUUCUCAUCGACAACUAUUUGCAUCUACUCAAGUUAGCAAGCCUGUACUUCAAUAUGUCGCUUGCUUCUCAUGUGACGAAGUUUCUCGUCAAACUAAUUUACGCGCUUGAAUGUUGGGAGAUAUAUCACCUCCUACGGAUCAUACCUGAUAUCGAAUAUUUCUUGAAACUUGUGGAUGUUGACGUCACAAUGACUCCUUUUGGCCACAUUGUCAAGCCACCAGAGAAUUUGAUGUCUUUCAAUUUGAGACAGGGCUUUCAAUAUCCCUUUCCUUACCCAUUCUACAACUUUUCCUUCCAUACUCCAGAUCCUUAUGCAUCUUCUAGAAAGUUUGCUAAGAUUUCCAUUGAUAAGUACAUAGAUAUUCGCUUGAAGAAACCCACCAAGAGGCGCAGAAGACCUCGCUCGUGGCCCAAAUUGCCCAAGUUUCACAGCGAUGAACUGGAAUUACAUGGUUCUGAUGGUUCUUUAAAAACUCCUCCUGUGUUGAGAUCUCAGAGCAGCGGCAAGCUGAUUACAGAAGAUUACCAACGACAUCAGAAAGUUUAUAUUUUCAUGGAAAUGGAUCUUAAUCAGAUCGAUCACGAGGUAGAUGUAUUCUACCCCGAAGGCAACGUUGAGGAAGACGACUAUGAUACAGAUGAGGCUGAUGCAAUAAUGGCGGAGGAGAACGAAGCAAUCGAUUUGUCCAGGUUGCCUGAGGAGAAAUACAUUAUCGUUCCCUCUGUCUUUGAGCGUGUGCUUCAAGACGCAGAACAAAGGGGAAUAGCCAAGUUGACAACUCUUCACCAGUGUCGACUUCUUGACCCUUCUAAUAUGCGACCAUGCUUGAAGAUUUUCUAUGGAAAGAACGAGUUGCAGCGUCACCAAGAAUUCGUUCACGCCACCACCAAGAAGAUUUACAAGUGCGUCUACUGUGAAAGUACUGGAAGUAAGCCACAGUCAUACCCUCGUCACGAUUCAUUGGCAAGACAUAUUCGCCGUAAGCAUGGGAUCACAGGUCGUGAGAACAAGAUCGCCAUCAAUCUUGCUAAGAAAAAUGCAAUUAUCGUUGGUGAUAGUGUUCCACAAGGAUCACAGUUUUCUGCCGUACCAAUAUUGCAACAACUCUCUUUAGGUCCAACUGCUCCAAAAGCUCAAGGCGUUUCAAUAGGCCAAUCAUCGUUAGGACAAAGUGCCCCAGGAUAUGUCGUUCCGCCUCCACAGGGAAUUACCAAUCCGACAGGAAGCUCAGCACCUCCUUCCGAUUCAAAGGCGUCAUUUGUUGGUUCACAGACCACGUCACCAUCCAAAAUACCCAACUUACCUGCCUCAGCACAGACACCAACAGCGACUUCGACUUCGAAAUCACCAAUUUAUGUUCUGCAACCUCCAAACUUGGCAGGUAUGCGCCAGGGAUAUCCAUUUGACUCCAAAGACGUUGCAAUAGCCCCGAAUCCACAGGAUUUGCGCCCAGGUUCCGGUGUCUACAUGUAUCCAUAUCCUGGAGGCGCUCCGCAAGGGCCAAUUACAAUGCAUGGAUCCAGCCCCUACGUAUUACCGCAAUAUAACAAGAUAGGACAGUGGGCGAUGCCUCAUGCAAUGGGAAGGGAUGAGGACAAUAAGUCGGGAGAUGUGAGACAAUCACCACCGAUGAUGCAUGGGUUCCAGAAGUUCCGGUUUCCAAAUAAUUAUUACCAAGUGGGAAUGCCGCCCACUUAUCCUAUUAAUGGUCAGGAGGCUAUGUACUAUCCUGUUCAACUGAUGGCUGGACAGAUGUCUUACAUUAGUUAUGCACCGCCACCUCAACAUGGAGCACAUCCGCUGCACGAGCAGAAUGAGAUUUCACGCAGACAGCAGCAGGAUCAUCAGCAGCAGCAGCAGCAACAACAACAACAACAACAACAACAACAAUCUCAACCUCACGACUCUCCACAACAGCGUCACCAAGGUUCACCAACUCAACAGUCACCAAGUGGACAGUAA